AUGUGCUGUACGAGCGAAGGCAAGGCCGUGAACUGGCCCACGGGUGCCGGCGGCAAGGGCAGACACAAAAAUCCGUGUCUCGUAAUCUCCGGUUCCAGUAGACCCACUCUGUCCUCCUUGUAUGCAUUACCUAUACUGGAGUCGCAGUGCACCGCUGUCUUUGCCAAGAUGAAGGACCUGAGAGCACUUCGCAAUCGCUGCCGAGGGCAAGAGAAGGGGCGAGACUAUUCGAGAAUCCACUCCGUUAUGUUCUCCACCGCUAGACCUCACCGUCACCGCUGUUUUAAUCGCUGUUUUAACCUGACCUCGCUGUCGCUUUACAAGCCGAGUGUGAUGCCGCCGCCUCCACCACUACCGCCACUACCGCUACCACCGCCGCCGCCGCCCGCUCCGAGGGCUCUACCAGUACCUACAGCGCUAGCAGCAGGAACCAUACGCAGUAUACCUAGAACAGUCAGGAUUAGCUAUAGUGUCGAAUUCUACGUCCAUUAUUCACUCAAUUCUUCUUUCCUACAAGUCACCAUGCGAUGUUCUACAGUACCGGAGCGGCCCUGGCCUCGCCCCAAGAGAAGAGAAGGCGCGCACAGAGAUGUGCGUUUUCCAGUGCUAAAGAAGAUUCCUCCACUCUCGUUCUCAUUCUACGUCGAAAUGUCCGAGAAGAGCGUCUCGAUUCACGAGGUCGAUACAGUAAGCGUGAGAGCAUCGAAGUUGUGGGAGACCAAACACAUCGAGCACGUCUGUGAAGGCGGCAAAGAUAGUGGCCUGGACGUCGCGGCAGUCCUCGAGGACCGUGAUUUGGAGGCAGUUCAGCCAGACGAGAGGGAAAUUAACGAGACGCGAAGAAGCGUUCGGAAGGUCGAUAUGAGAUUGCUUCCUGCACUCGCAACCAUUUAUCCGCAGCUGAAUUGGAGGCAAACGCCGCUCAGCCGUGUGUCUCCACUAAGCCGCGGAUACUCCUUCGCGCUUAGGAUCGCAGGCAUGGACGAGGAUGUCCAGCUCUCAGCCGGGAACCGAUACACGCUGAUCACCAUGAUUUUCUUCGUGCCUUACGCGAUCUUCCAUUUCCAGCCAACAUACUCAUAUCUAGUUGUUGCGUGGGGUGUGGUCUCGAUCGGUAUCGGCUUCAACACGAGCUGGACUCAGAAUAUAGAUCUGGGAAUAUGCCUGACUUUGCCUGCGGAACAAUACCGUUGCAUGCAGCUUCGGCUUCUUCCUUCCAAUCAUUCUGAAGUUCUCGCUUUCCCACCUUAUGUUGCUGCGGCACCAUGGAUCUUUUUCACAGCAUGGGUGGCUGACCGAUAUCGGAAACGAGGCCUCAUCCUAAUCUUCAACUGCCUCGCCGCAACUAUGGGCGUAGCGAUGAUGGGCUUCACGUAUUCAGAUCCCGCAGCACGAUAUGCCGGAGUCUUCUUUGGGGUCUGCGGUGGAAAUAGUAACGUGCCGACCAUCCUCAGCUACAUGCACAACAACAUCGUAGGGCAGAUGAAGCGAUCGGUCGCCAGCGCUUUGAACAUCGGCGGAGGCGCGAUUGGCGGUAUAGUGGCCAGCAACAUCUUUCGGCAGCAGGAUGCACCACGCUAUGUUCCAGCAAUGGGUAUUGCAAUCGCCACGCAAGCUGUGAGCAUUCUACAUGUCUUCAAAAUUUCUGGAUAUAUGCGAGGAUUGAUCAUAGAAGGCCAGAACGGAUUCAGGCACACAUUGUGAGUCGAGCUACGAUCGGCCAUCUUGCACAAUCGAGAUCUUCAUCGUAGGUAGAAUUAGAUUUGGAUUUAGUCCGUGACCAAAGCGUCUGUUCUCCGCAAAAUGUAUAGCCAAUGUGAGACUCUUGGCCGAUGCACAUAGCCCGAAGAAAUGCGCUUCUUGCGCUCCGCCAGAGUUUCGUUGUGCUCCUCAGGCUCGAUUUGCUCUUUUGCCUCGAGUCUCCAGAGCUGAUGCGGAUGCGGGAACCCAGCCUUGAUGAUGUCGUCUGCUAGUAGGCCGUUUCCGACAGUGGCAGGAAAGGGUGGGACGAAUGGAAACCUGUCUUCCGAGUAAGAUACCACGAUCCACCGUCCGGUUCGCGGCCUCGUGAGCGCGGCUAGGUGAACAGCCAGGAUGUGCAAUGGGUGAACACUUGCUAGCUGAGCCGUCCCGCUGCCAGAGAUGCGGCUUGUCCAGCCAUUGAUGGACAGCAGAUAUGGCAGUGUCGUGUCCACUGCAGGCCCACAUGCUAUGCUAUCGCUAGUGCUUUUGUCUAGCACGAUGUCAAAUAGCUUGCCGGCCUUCAUCCUCAAAUGGAGCAGUGACAGAGCAGAAUGCAGCGAGAGGAGGUCUAUGCAUAACCAGCCCAUGGGUGGUGGCAGCUCCGAUUGCUGGACGCUAUCAUGCUUGGCGCCUGGCUCAAGAAGGCUCUGAACAUGCUCAUCGGCCAGGAUUUCCUGCUCCCGCUUUGAGGCAGCUUGGAUCGCGGGCUGAGAAUAGUCCACGUUCAAGAUCUGCUUUGGAUCCUUGAUGCCCGGAAGAGUGCGGAAAGGAUGGCUUUCUGAAGUGCCGCAGCCAAUGUGUAAGAUCUCGGGCUCUGCUGUGCUCAGCAAGGUGGCCCUUUCGAGCACUUCCUUACAGAUAUCGAAGAGCACUUUGGAGGGUAGGAGCCAAUCAAAGGGCUUCGGAUCCUUGCUGAACCUGCUGUCCCAGUAUUCUUGCGCCGCGAAGUCCGGCAUGCUGGGCUGCAAGUGAAU
Molecule: messenger RNA, 2717 nt
Organism: Pseudocercospora fijiensis CIRAD86
Lineage: Eukaryota; Fungi; Ascomycota; Dothideomycetes; Mycosphaerellales; Mycosphaerellaceae
Exons: 15
Coding region: 1-1704 (567 amino acids)
Cellular component (GO): membrane
Molecular function (GO): transmembrane transporter activity
Source: RefSeq, a predicted model, not a curated record